GGACAUGACAAGACCUGAUGAAUCUCUGGAAGUCGGUCAGUGCUGAAAAAGCCUUCUUUAUCAAAGCAUCAAGAGAGUUCAUAGAAGUUUAAUAUGAGUCAGAAAGGGGAAAUGUCUAUAUGAAAUUAGUAGUAGGUAUAGUAAUAAAGGCAUGCUUAUUUGUGUGCUUAGUUGCAGCUACAAUUUGGUAGUAGUAUUGUUCCCUUGUUGGCUGGUUUGUUGUUACGUUUCAAGAGGCAAAUGCUGCUUUGAGUAACUUUUUCCAUGGAGAGGAGGAGGAGAAGAAGAGGAAAGGAGGGAUCAUGUGUCAUUUCCAAGAAAUGAAACUACACGCCUACGAGGAAACUUUUUUCGGACAAACACGCAGACAGACAGACAGACAUCUCGGCAGACAUGGCUUCAGCCAUGAACAUCCCGUGUGAAGAGCAGUUCAGGUGUUCAAUCUGCCUGGAUGUGUUCACUGAGCCCGUCUCUACACCAUGUGGACACAACUACUGCAAGACUUGUAUCACAGAUUAUUGGGCCAGCAAAAACCCGACACAGUGUCCGCUCUGUCAGAAGAAGUUCAGAAAAAGACCAGAGCUUCAGGUCAACACAGAGUUCAGAGAUAUGGUGGAGCAUUUCAACAAAAUGAGGGUAACGGGUGAAUAUGACAUCCUUGCCAAACCAGGGGAAGUUCCCUGUGACAUCUGCUGUGGGCUGAAGCUCAAGGCCCAGAAGACGUGCCUGGUGUGUUUGACCUCAUUCUGCCAGCAUCACCUGGAGCCUCAUCAGAGAGUCACAACACUUAAGAAGCACCAGCUGAUCGACCCUGUGUCAAACCUGCAGGACAGGGUGUGUCAGAAGCACGACAAGAUGUUUGAGCUCUUCUGUCAGGAAGACCAGAUGUGUGUGUGUUUCGUGUGCUUGAAAGAUGACCAUGCAACGCAUAAAGCCGUCCCGUUAGAGCAUGCGUCCAGACAGAGGAAAGCCGAGCUGGUCAAUUUAACAUCAGAGAUAAAAGCGAUGGAAAACGUGAAAUCCCGGUCUAUUGAAAUAUUCGAAUGUUCAAUUAAACAGGGCAAAGAAGAGUCAGAGAAACAAAUAGCAGAAAUUGCUGAGGUUUUCAAUGCUCUUGUGGUCUCUCUACAAAGAAGAGUGCCUGAGUUGAAUGAGUUGGUCCAGGAGAAGCUGCAGAAAGCAGCAGAGAGGCAGGCUAAAGACAAUGUGACACAGCUGGAACAAGAAGUCAGUGAACUGAGGAGGAAAAGAGAUGAAUUGGAGCAACUUUUACAAACUGAGGACCACCUACAUCUCCUACAGAGCUAUCAGCCUCUCUCCUCUCCUGCACACACAAGGGUCCAAGUUGAUCGUCCAUCUCACCUCACCUCUCCCUUUAGACCAGACGUCCCUGAGAUCAGUCAACAGACUUAUGUAGAGAUAGUGAAAAAAGCAGUGGGUCAGAUGGAAAAGAUACUCAGUAAUGAGAUGGAGAUGCUUAUUCACGAGGUCAGGCUUUCAGACGGAUGUGAGGCCACAGCACAACUUUAUGCAGCUGAAAAACCGAUGACAGAUGAGUUUAUUAGGGAAGUCUGGAAUCCUCCUCGGGACGAGUUGCUGAUGAUCCAGCAGUGUGAUGCGGUGGAUGUGACUCUGGACCCCUACACAGCCAAUUCCAAACUCGCGGUGUCUGAGGAUGGGAAACAAGUGAGAUAUCACAAAGGCGGACUGUUUUUUCCUAUUUUAUUCAGGAGAGGAUUUGAAUUUAAUCCCUUUGUCCUUGGGAAAGAUGGUUUUUCCUCAGGCAGGUUUUACUAUGAGGUUCGGGUUAGUAGAAAUAUAGGCUAUGUCUUGGGAGUGGCCAAAGAGUCCAUUAGCAGGGAGGGAUACACCUGUCCUGUGCCUGAGAAUGGAUGCUGGACAUUUACUAAAACCACCAACCAAUUCAAAGAGGAAUAUCUUGGUCAUUUUCUUGAACCUCCUCUGAAACUGAAGCAAGGGCCCCAAACAGUUGGUGUGUUUGUUGAUUACGAGAAGGGAGAGGUCUCCUUUUAUGACGUGGACACCAGGACUCUGAUCUACUCUUAUACAGGAUGUGCCUUCAGUGAGACCACAACAUCCCCAAAAGCUUUUCUCUAUUCUAUGACUGGCACUCCCUUAAGCAACAGACCAAAGCUCUACCCUGUUUUGGGCAUCUCUGGAGGUGAUGACAUACUUGAAAUCACACCUGUGAGAUGCAACACAUCCCAUGUCUCAACCCAUUUGAUUAACAUAUUUUUAGGAUUUGAAAUAAAAAAUCUUAAUCAUCAAAUCCUCUCCUCUUAUCCAGACAUAGCUUCAGCCAUGAACAUCCUGUGUGAAGAGCAGUUCAGGUGUUCAAUCUGCCUGGAUGUGUUCACUGAGCCCGUCUCUACACCAUGUGGACACAACUACUGCAAGACUUGUAUCACAGGUUAUUGGGCCAGCAAAAACCCAACACAGUGUCCGCUUUGUCAGAAGAAGUUCAGAAAAAGACCACAGCUUCAGGUCAACACAGAGUUCAGAGAUAUGGUGGAGCAUUUCAACAAAAUGAGGGUAACAGGUGAAUAUGACAUCCUUGCCAAACCAGGGGAAGUUCCCUGUGACAUCUGCUGUGGGCUGAAGCUCAAGGCCCAGAAGACGUGCCUGGUGUGUUUGACCUCAUUCUGCCAGCAUCACCUGGAGCCUCAUCAGAGAGUCACAACACUUAAGAAGCACCAGCUGAUCGACCCUGUGUCAAACCUGCAGGACAGGGUGUGUCAGAAGCACGACAAGAUGUUUGAGCUCUUCUGUCAGGAAGACCAGAUGUGUGUGUGUUUCAUGUGCUUGAAAGAUGACCAUGCAACGCAUAAAACCGUCCCGUUAGAGCAUGCGUCCAGACAGAGGAAAGCCGAGCUGGUCAAUUUAACAUCAGAGAUAAAAGCGAUGGAAAACACUAAAUCCUGUAGUAUUGAGAUGAUCAAACACUCAAUUGAACAGGGCAAGGAAGAGUCAGAGAAACAAAUAGCAGAAAUUGCUGAGGUUUUCAAUGCGCUUGUGGUCUCUCUACAAAAAAGAGCAGCUGAGCUGAAUGAGUUGGUCCAGGAGAAGCAGAAAGCAGCAGAGAGGCAGGCUAAAGACUAUGUGACACAGCUGGAACAAGAAGUCAGUGAACUGAGGAGGAAAAGAUCCGAAAUGGAGCAACUUUUACAAACUGAGGACCACCUACAUCUCCUGCAGAGCUAUCAUUCUCUCUCCUCUCCUGCACACACAAGGGACCAAAUUGAUCCUUCAUCUCACUCCACCCCUCCCUUUAGACUAGACAUCUCUGAGAUCAGUCAACAGACCUGCAUAGGGAUGGUGAAAAAAGCAGUGGGUCAGAUGGAAAAGAUACUCAGUAAUGAGAUGGAGAUGCUUAUUCACGAGGUCAGGCUUUCAGACGGAUGUGAGGCCACAGCACAACUUUAUGCAGCUGAAAAACCGAUGACAGAUGAGUUUAUUAGGGAAGUGUGGAAUCCUCCUCGGGACAAGUUGCUGAUGAUCCAGCAGUGCGAUGCGGUGGAUGUGACUCUGGACCCCUACGCAGCCAAUUCCAAACUCACGGUGUCUGAGGAUGGGAAACAAGUGAGAUAUCACAAAGGCAGACUGUUUUUUCCUACUUUAUUCAGGAAAAGGUUUGAAUAUAAUCCCUUUGUCCUUGGGAAAGAUGGUUUUUCCUCAGGCAGGUUUUACUAUGAGGUUCAGAUUAGUGGGAGUACAUGCUGUGUCUUGGGAGUGGUCAAAGAGACCGUUAACAGGCAGGUAUUCGGCUGUCCUCUGCCUGAGAAUGGAUGCUGGACAUUUACUAAAAUCACCAGCCAAUUCCAAGAGGAAUAUCUUGGUCAUUUUAUGGAACCAAGCCUGGAACUAAGCCAAGGGCCCCAAACAGUUGGUGUGUUUGUCGAUUAUGAGAAGGGAGAGGUCUCCUUUUAUGAUGUGGACACCAGGACUCUGAUCUACUCUUAUACAGGAUGUGCCUUCAGUGAGACCACAACACCCCUACAAUCUUUUCUCUAUUCUAUGACUGGUCUGUUUGGUAGCAGACCAAAGCUCUACCCAAUUUUGGGUAUCUAUGGAGAUGAUGACAUGCUUGAAAUCACACCUGUGAGAUGCAAUACAUGUGUCUAACCAUGGGAUGGCACAAUUGCUUAACCAGUGUUCUGGUCUGUUUCUCAGAGAUGCUUCUGUAAAAGGAAACAAGGAAUGGACAAUGACAUCAUAGGAACCAAGUUUCAACUAUGGCACUCAGAAAUACUUAAAACGAUUUGUGAAUACAUGAAUUAGUCAAUCUACACAACAAUAAAAUUAGAUAAUUAAGAAAUUGCCAGAAAGUCUCUGGUUCAAGCUUCUCAAAUGUAAAUAUGUACUUGUCCUCACAAGCUUAUGUGAUAAUAAACUAAAUAUCUAUUGGUUUUUAAGUGUUGGUUGAACAAAACAUGUACCUUAAAUUAAUUCAUUUGGGCAUUUUUCAUGAUUUUCCCUAUAAUUGGUUUAAUAUUAGGCUCCAAAAUGCAGUUGAAAUUAUAGAAUACAUACUUUUUCUCACUUUAUGCAAAGUAACAACAACCAUAUUAAUCAGUUACUUCUUUGAAUUUUAGUAUACAUUUGUGAGCAUACAGCAUGUGUUAUUUGAUGUGUUGAUCACUUUGACUUUCACAUACCAGUAUUUUUUUUUUCUAAAUGCAUGCUUUUUUUUUGAAGGCAUCCAUCAUCUGUCUGGCCUGCUUGGCCAAAACAUAUCUGAUAAAGAGCUUCAAAAUCAGGUGUUUAUGUGCUGCGUACUAUGCAACAUAUGUAUUGUACAGCAUAAUAAAGGUCUUUAAAAACAAA
Larimichthys crocea (large yellow croaker) is the source of this 4845-nucleotide messenger RNA. RefSeq lists its product as uncharacterized. Gene Ontology annotation, molecular function: ubiquitin-protein transferase activity; zinc ion binding; protein binding. Bases 394 to 4143 code for a protein of 1249 amino acids. The record is from RefSeq and is a predicted model, not a curated record. Lineage: Eukaryota; Metazoa; Chordata; Actinopteri; Sciaenidae. The transcript has 3 exons. Gene Ontology annotation, biological process: protein ubiquitination.